AUGGCCCAAACGCGUGCUGGAAGUGUCGCCGGCGCCGGCGCGUCGCCGCAUAGCGUCAGCUUGAAGGUGUUAAGGUUAUCACAUCCAUCACUGUCGCCGGCACAUACGCUUCCAGGCACUGAUCCCGUCGCAAAAGCGUCAUUACCAUAUCCUGCCGCGCCAGCAGAUGCGUUUCCGCUCUCACCGUUACUGGCACUACCUCCUGCUUUUGGCGCGGCCUACGUCGGCACUGUUUUCUCUUGCACCCUCUGCGCCAACAACGAAUUGCCGCCCUCAUCCUCUGUAGUCAUACGAGACGUCCAACUAAGUGCCGAACUUCAAGUGCCGAGCGGCAGCAUCGCGUUGCCGCUGGAAGGUCCAGAUGCUGCACAAGAACAAGACGUCCAGCCGGCACAGACAUUGCAGCGGAUUGUACGGCAUGAGUUGCGCGAAGACGGCCCUCACGUUCUGGCCGUCACUGUCACCUACCAGGAGACGCGAGAUGACGUUACGAACAAGCGAACGUUCAGAAAACUGUAUCAAUUUGUCGCACAGCCUGCACUCGGUGUAAGAACAAAGGUAGGCGAUCUUGCUGCCAAGAAAGACGCGCCAGACACGCACAGAUUCGUGUUAGAAGCUCAACUCGAGAACCUCACCGAGAAGUCGGUCGUCUUGGAAGAAGUCACUGUUAGCACGGCCCAAGGCCUAACCAGCAGAAGUCUGAACUGGAAUGAGACUGAAGACAGGCCGAUAUUGAACCCCCAGGAUGUCAUGCAAGUCGCCUUCACUCUCCAACAGAUUCAGGGCGAGGAGCUGGACGAAAAGAAUGGCAGAACGAUCCUCGCGCAGCUACAUGUCGACUGGAGAAGCCCAAUGGGGGAAGAGGGCAGCUUGACAACAGGCUGGCUGGCCAGUAGAGCCAAGUGA
Aureobasidium namibiae CBS 147.97 is the source of this 906-nucleotide messenger RNA. RefSeq lists its product as uncharacterized. The transcript is spliced from 2 exons. Gene Ontology annotation, cellular component: TRAPPIII protein complex. Lineage: Eukaryota; Fungi; Ascomycota; Dothideomycetes; Dothideales; Saccotheciaceae. The record is from RefSeq and is a predicted model, not a curated record. Bases 1 to 906 code for a protein of 301 amino acids.